Messenger RNA from Mytilus trossulus (common blue mussel), 4554 nucleotides. RefSeq names its product serine/threonine-protein kinase PRP4 homolog. The record is from RefSeq and is a predicted model, not a curated record. The transcript is spliced from 14 exons. The coding region runs from base 55 to 2898 and encodes 947 amino acids. Gene Ontology annotation, molecular function: protein serine/threonine kinase activity; ATP binding. Gene Ontology annotation, biological process: peptidyl-threonine phosphorylation; peptidyl-serine phosphorylation; mRNA cis splicing, via spliceosome. NCBI's taxonomy places the organism in Eukaryota, Metazoa, Mollusca, Bivalvia, Mytilida, Mytilidae.
UGUGACGUAAAACCGGAAGCGGAAGAAAGAAUAAACGAGGCAACAACGAAGAAAAUGGCGAAUGCUGAAGUUUAUACAAAUCAUGUUUCUUCUAGACAAAACGAAAUAUUAAGUGAUGGGGAAACUUCAGGUAGUGAAGAACCACCAGUUGUAGAUGAAGGAGAAGGGGUAGAUGAGGAAGAAGGGGAAGUAACUCAUGUUUCCACAUCUAAAGACAAAAAAGACAAGAAGAAGAAAAAACAUAAACACAAACAUAAACAUAAAACAGAUAAACAUGAACGCCAUGGGAGUGAUAAACACAAACAUAAAAAACGCAAGAAACAUAAAAUGGAAAAGACAGAAGAGGAGGAGGAAGAAAUGGAUGUAGAUAAUGUGGAAAAGAAGAAGCGAAAGUUUGAUGAAGACAUUGCUAAGUUAGAAAAAGCUAGAGAGGUUUUGAAAGCUGUACUUAGUGUAGAUAGUAACAGUAAUCAAGAAGCUGAAAUGAACCCAAUGGACAUGAUUGCACAGGGAUACGCUGCAUCAGAAUCCGAGGAAGAAGAUGGAGAGGUGGAUCAUGAAGAAACAAAAAUAGAAAAGAAGAUCUCAAGAGAAUGGCAAAUAUUAGAACAGGCUUUAGCAGAGAAAGUUAAACAGGAAAAGAAAGAAGAAGAAGACACCGACCAUAGAAAUGAUAAACGUGAAAAACAGUCGCGUUCAGAUAGACAUAGAUCUAAGGAAAACGAUCCAUACUCUAGUGAAAAACAUAGAUCUAAGGAAAAUGAUCCAUACACUAGUGAAAAACAUAGAUCUAAAUCACCAGUUGUUAUUGAUCUCACAGAUGAUUCAGUUCCAGACAAAAAAAGAUCCAGAGAGAAAGACAAUAGAAGUGUUUCAAGAUAUAAGGAUGGUAGACGAUCACCCUCACAUCGGUCACCUUCACGCAGGUCACCCAAUAACAGGUCAAAGAGUAGAGAUCUAAUGAGAGAAUCACACAGGUCCAAAAGUAGAGACCCUCAUUGGGUCAGAUCUCCUGGUAGAGAAAGACCUAGAGACACAAGGAAUAGAUCACCAGAAAGGAGAAGAUCUCCUGAUCGACGACCAGAUAACAGACGACUUGAUGAAAGGAGACGAUCACCUGAUUGGGGGAGACCUGUAGAAAGAAAUGAUAGAAGUCGUGAGAGACUUUUAGAAAAUAGAGGAUCUCCAGAGAAAAGAAGAUCUCCUUUUGUUACUGCAUUUAAAAGCUACAGGGAUUUAUAUGGUGGAAGAGGUAGAGGACAAGAUAGAGGUCGUGACAGGAGAAGUAGAUCACGUGACAGACGACACAGAAGUAGAUCGAGAGACAGACGAAGACGGGAUAGAAAGAAGGAAGAUAAAUUUAAAGGCAGCUUAUCUGAAGGCAUGGCAACACACCAGGAUGAUUCAGAUGAUGAAAAUCUUGAUAUCGACAUUCCUGAUGAUGAUGAAGAUGAAGAAGAUAUGAUAGCUAGAAGAAGGAAAGAAAGAGAAGCACUGUUACAGAAACUAACAUUUGCCAGUAAUGAGAACAGUAGGAUGUCUCAGGACGAUGAUACACAAAGUGAAGAUGAAUCUCGAGCUUCAUCAGAUAGUGACGAGGUGGCAGCACGAGCAGCAGAGAUUCUAGAUGAAGAACCACAGGAUUACUUUGAAAUGUCAUAUCAUCAGAAAAGACAAAUCUUUGGAUUAGAAGAGGCAGAACAGAAAAAGAAAGAAGAAGAGGAAGAGAAGGAGGGGGACAAAGAUAAGGAGGGAGACAAAGAAAAGCCAGCUGACAUGUUUUCAGAAAGUGACAUGUUCAGUGAAAAUUAUACCAGUCCUGGAGUAGCCAAGUUUACUUCUAAUGUUAAUGAGAAUCCUAGUCUACUGGAUAAUUGGGAUGAUGCUGAAGGCUAUUAUAGAGUGAGAGUUGGAGAGAACUUAGACAAGAGAUAUUCUGUGUAUGGUUAUACAGGACAUGGUGUGUUCAGUAGUGUAGUCAGGGCUAGAGAUGAGGCAAGGGGCAAAAUGGAUGUAGCAAUUAAAAUUAUUAGAAACAACGAAAUGAUGCACCGUACUGGUUUAAAGGAAUUAGAGUUCCUACGUAAGCUGAAUGAUGCAGACCCUGAUGACAAGUUUCAUUGUUUACGACUGUACAGACAUUUCUUCCAUAAAAACCAUCUCUGUUUAGUCUUUGAAUCUUUGAGUAUGAAUCUACGAGAAAUAUUGAAGAAGUAUGGUAAAGACAUAGGAUUACAUAUAAAAGCAGUCAGAUCAUAUGCACAGCAACUGUUACUAGCUCUCAAACUUCUGAAGAGAUCCAGUAUAUUACAUGCUGAUAUUAAACCAGAUAAUAUAUUGGUAAAUGAGUCCAAGUUACUGUUGAAAUUGUGUGAUUUUGGUUCAGCAUCUCAUGUGUCUGACAAUGACAUCACUCCUUACUUAGUCAGCAGGUUUUACAGAGCUCCUGAGAUUAUUUUGGGUAUGGGUUACGACCAUGCUAUAGACAUGUGGUCAGUUGGAUGUACCCUGUUUGAACUGUAUACGGGAAAGAUCCUGUUUCCUGGAACAUCAAACAAUGAAAUGUUGAAGUUUAUGAUGGAUGUGAAGGGUAAAAUGCCACACAAGGUGAUACGUAAGGGUAUGUUUAAGGACAACCAUUUUGACAGCAACUACAAUUUUAUGUACAUGGAAGUGGACAAAAUUACGCAAAGGGAGAAGGUGACUGGUAUGACACAAAUAAAUAUUUCCAAACCGUUAUUGUCCGAAAUGGUUGGCUUCCAGCGACUUCCCGAGGACCAAUUGAAGAAAGUGAUGCAAUUAAAAGACUUACUGGACAAAGUUCUCAUGUUAGAUCCAAGUAAACGAAUCAGUAUAAACCAAGCACUGACUCAUCCAUUCAUUCAGGAGAAAAUAUAAAUUAUAGUGUUAUUCAUAUUCAAGUAGGAUUAAUGGAUAUAAAUGUUUGACAUGAAAGAGGUUUAUUUGUAAGUCUAAAUGAUGUUGUACGGUAAGAUGUAGUGCCAUGGAACGAAGCUUGACAUUGAAUGUGAAACAAAUUCGCGCAACAAAAUAUACACUGAACAUUACAUUAAGAAUUGAUUAAGAUUUCAAGUAGUCUUAAUUGUUAUACAGAUCUUAAGCAUAGUUAUUUUCAUGAAAUCCGUUUAAACUUACAAAUUUAAAUGAUUAGAAAAUUGAAAGUUUUUCUUUUUCCUUUAAAAUAGAAAAAAAAUGGAAACCAUGAUCUCAUGAAAAUCUCUAUGUUUAUAGUAGUAAAAUACUUCAAUUUUAGUAUAGCAACCAGUGAUAUUAUAUUGAAUUUGAAACAGACAUUAUAAGACAAGAUAUGUAGUUGAUAUGUAGAAAUAUGUAAUUUGUUGUGAUUGAAACUAACAUGUUAAUUUGUGUUUCAGUUCGCUGUGAUAUGGUUUAAUCACAGACUGUUACCUUUUUACUGAUCAGUUACAAGAGUUGAGCAAAGGUAACCAUACAAACAUGGGGAAGGGGUAUCAGUUUAUUUUAAAAUUGGUUUAUAUUAAACUUAUUUUUUGUUCAGAGUUCAAUAGGUAAGUGAACCUCAUUUAUGUAUGAUUUAAGCAUUCAAUUUUCAUCUUCAUUCAGUUUUAUCCAUAUGUGUCCAAUAUUAGUUUUCACAAAUCGUUCCUAAUUUGGAAAUUUUAUAAGGGAUCAUAAACAACAAUCAAAGUUUAGACAUAUAUUUGCUUCUGGUAAAGGAGGCAAUUUCAAAAUGUUUUAAAAGUUUUUAUUCAAAAGCUUAAUAUUCUCAAGUGAAAUUGAUUGAAAAUUUGAUUUUGGAAACCAUUAAACACAGGCCAAGUUUCAUUUAACAUUCCUUAAGUUUGAAGAAUCAAAAUUCAUUAAAAAAAGUCAAUAUUUGCUAAACACAAUUAUCGUUGAACUAGAGACAACCCAUUUUAUAUGCAUCAUUUUUGUUUCAUUAUACAAUUAUAUGAUUAAUAAAUGUUUAAUAAAUGAUUUUUUUUUUAAAUAAACAUAAAAUAAUCAAAAUGUUAAAAAACAAGUGUAAAUAUUUUAUUUAUUUUAGUAUUUCAUUUUACACAUUUUAACAAACAAAUUGAAAUUGUUUGGAAUUUGAAAUAAAAUUAAUUUCCUUAAAAAUAAUCAUUUUUGAUUGGGGUUUAUUUUUCAGAUAUUUGAAGAAUUCUGUUUCCAACAUAUUGAGGUCUUACAAUUUUACAGUCUUAUCUAAAGAUAAGUGCUUUAUGAGGUAGCAAAGUGUGAAUUUAUAGUUCCUAAUUAUCUGUUUUCACCAAAAAAGUAUUUUUAUAAAAUGCAUGUAUAACACUCAAUUUAGUUGCCAUAGCAACAACUUUGCAAUAUAUUUAACAUAUGUAAAUUCAUCUUGUGUUUAUGAUUGUUUAAAAAAGAGCAUACAUAUUUCUACAGUUAUGUAAAAUUUAGCAGCAAUUUUUGUAUAUCUAUGUUAGUGAUUAUGUAUAAAGACUUUUAAUUGAUUUUAUGUAAAUUUGUUGACUAUGUACUUUUUUCAUGCAGGAAAGUCCAGGAAUAAAAUGCAGACUUGAUAUCAAA